GUCAAAACUAAACGCAUUCAUUAAUCACUGGGAAAGGGAGGUGUUGUUAUCGUCGUGAUUUUCUCUUUUAAUUAAUACAAAUUACGCCUUAAUUACUAUGUACAGUUAGAAAACUACUCCACCAUAAUGGCAACUGCGAACGACGAUGAGAUUCUGGAGGGUUUCCUGUGUCCAAUUUGCAAGGCUGACUUGAAAUCUGCUUCGCAACUCACGAGCCACUUUGAGAGCCUUCAUUCGGAGGAGCAGGAUGUUCUGAAGUCUCUGAAGGAUAUAUUUGGGAAGGCGAAGAAGAUAAUAUUGAAUAAUGACGAGAGUGACUUGAAGGAGACCUUUGAUAGGGCCCUGAAGUUGAAUUACCAGGAGCAGGCAUACUACCAUUCUGAAGAGCAAGUGGUAGGUGUAUCACGCAGUUCCACGGAUUAUUUCAAGGCAGUCCGCUCGGCGAGGCUGGAGAGAUAUGCUACUGAGACUAAUAAACUACUAAUAAGACUGGAUAAGCUGGUGUGUAACAUGCCCACUGAUCAAAACUUGAGGAGACACCAUGAACAAGACGUUGUUCCAUGGCUAGACGGCAGCUCUGUGAAACUGUGCCCAAAUUGUGCAAAAGCAUUUAACAUUACAAGACGAAAACAUCACUGCAGACUUUGUGGCUCAAUAUUAUGCCAUGAUUGUUCGAUAUUCUUAGAUUUAAGUAUUGCAAAGGCAAUAGUAGACCCAUCAGCACCAAAAAACACUGAAGUAACAGACCAAGAAACGCUAGAGAAGACAGGUUUACGCCUCUGUGAGCACUGCUACAACCUCGUAGAGCUCCGCAAACAAGUGCAAGACAGCCGGAAUGCCAAGACCAUUCUAGUUACUGCGUAUGAGCAGAUGAGGAGUCUCAUGGAACAGGCUAGACCAGCUGUGGCUAUGUAUGAAAAGAUGUGUCAAAGCCUCUUCGACGGCGAGACGACGUACAACCUGACGGACGUCAACGCGAUGCGCGGGCGCAUCGGCAAGCUGGCCGAGGGCAUUGACCUGCUGAGCAAGCAGAUCGCCGCCCACCCCGCCGCCCCCGCCACCCGCCAGGCGCGGUUGCAAAACUCUAUUAGGCAGGCGGCAGCUCAUUAUAUUAAGGAGGAGCUCCUCUCCCUCCGCAAGCUUCCAACCGAAGCCCAAGUGGAGCAAGUCCGCCGUCAGCGCUACGAGAGAGCCGAGCGGCAGAUACAAAUGGAGCGCGAACGAAUGGCGCGUGAACCAGUUUUGGAAGCGGGACCUAGCUCGGGGGCGGAUAACAACCAACACGACGACGAUGAUCCCUUGUUGGAGCAGAUGAAUAUUAUCAGAGGGUACAUUAAAGAAGCCAGGAGGGAGCUUAGGUUUGAAGAGGUGGCGAUAUUAGAAGCGAAUUUGAAAGAACUGAAAAAAGAAUAUCAAUUCCAGAAACUCUCAAGCAAAUCCUAGUCAUUUCAAGAUUAUAAUGUAAGCUUUAGCAAAUAUUUUUUAAAUAUUUACUUAUGGCAUUUGUUUUUAUUUACAUAAGUAUAGCUUUACAUACCUGUUAAUUGA
Messenger RNA from Ostrinia furnacalis (Asian corn borer), 1548 nucleotides. RefSeq names its product Rabenosyn-5 (gene Rbsn-5). The transcript is spliced from 6 exons. NCBI's taxonomy places the organism in Eukaryota, Metazoa, Arthropoda, Insecta, Lepidoptera, Crambidae. Bases 127 to 1443 code for a protein of 438 amino acids. The record is from RefSeq and is a predicted model, not a curated record. Gene Ontology annotation, molecular function: metal ion binding.